Molecule: messenger RNA, 3246 nt
Organism: Melanaphis sacchari
Lineage: Eukaryota; Metazoa; Arthropoda; Insecta; Hemiptera; Aphididae
Gene: Sap-r
Product: prosaposin
Exons: 18
Coding region: 364-3246 (960 amino acids)
Biological process (GO): sphingolipid metabolic process
Cellular component (GO): lysosome
Source: RefSeq, a predicted model, not a curated record
GCAGUUUAGCAACAGAGGUCGUCGUAUCGCUUGUCUUCCUCUUGGCAUCCCGAGCCCAAUGCAAACAAAAACCUUUUCACGUUUUAUUAUCGUAAGCCAGUUGUAUUUUUGUAAUCUGACUACGUGAAACGCUGCAUUAUUGUUGUGAUGCACUGACGCGUUCGCGUUCCACUCUCCGACCUUUGUUACUGUUGUGAGACGUUACGAUUUUUAUUAUUGCUGUCUCGACCAAGUCGACAUCCACACGUUCGCCGUCUCACGUUGUUUGCUUGAUGAACAACGUCCGAACCAUAAAAUAUUGUGUAAAUUAUUAUAUUUCGUGCAGUUUUUCAUAAGCAUUAAUCGUCGAAAACAACCCUGACGAUGACCGCUUCCGCGGGUAUUGCGUGCCUUUGUAGGCCUCUGGCUUUUUUCGGCCUCGUCGCACUGUUGUCCUCCGGUGCUUUGGCUAAUGUUGAAACUAUCAUUGUCCAAAAACAUGUCCAAAUGCUCGGCUCACAAGAAUGCACGUAUGGUCCGUCGUUUUGGUGUAAAAAUAUUACUAAUGCUGCCGGAUGUAAUGCUGUCAAACAUUGUAUUCAAACAACUUGGGUUACACAGACAUAUCCAGAAGAUAAUGAUGAUAUUUGUACUAUUUGUAAAAAUAUGGUGAAAGAAGCUCGUGACACACUCACCAGUAAUGUUACAUUGGAAGAAUUGAAAGAAGUCUUUGAUGGAUCUUGUAACUUGUUGCCAUUAAAAAUAAUUAAAAACGAGUGUAAAAAAUUAUCGGAUGAUUUUAUACCUGAACUUGUGGACACUUUGGCUUCACAAAUGGACCCAAAUGUUGUUUGCACUGUAUCUGGAUUGUGUAAUAAUGCACGUAUUGAUAAGCUGUUAUUGGAAAAUAAAGAAAAAGAACAACCAACAGUUGAUAGUGAACACCAUCAAUGUGAACAAUGUACUAUUGUUAUGGACAAAGGAGAAUAUUUACUUCAGAGCAUGUCUAAAGAUGAUGUUCUAAAUAAAAUAUUACUGAUGUGUGGAGAACUGAGCAGUUAUUCUGACGCAUGCAGUAGUAUAGUAUUAACAUAUCACAAUGAAAUAUUCAAUACCAUUAAAAAUGGCUUUAAUAAACGUAAUGUGUGUUUGUUGAGUGGUAUGUGUUCAGAAAUAUUUCAUCCCCAUGCUGAUGGUUAUGAAAAAUCAAAAAAUGCUUUGAUGGGCGUUGAAAUUAGCAAUGCUGGUGAGCGAGGUAGAAUUCAAAUCCAAAAAUCUGAUAAAGUCAAUGAUGAUUUGACAUGUGAAUUUUGUGAAACCUUGGUCAAACAUUUGAGAGAUAUUUUGGUUGCCAAUACGACUGAAGAACAAUUUUCAGAUGUAUUGAAAGGUCUUUGCAAACAAACUAGGAGUUUCUCAAACGAGUGUUUAGCAAUAGUUGAUGAAAAUUAUGCACGUAUUUAUCAAUUCCUUGUUAACGAAUUGAAUGGAAAUGUUCUUUGUACAAUAGUUGGUAUUUGCCCCAAAUCUCUAAACUCUCGUUAUAAUCUUGACUAUAUGAUACCAGUGUAUCCUCUUAUUCCUAUUGAACUUCUACAAAGCCAGGAAACGACUAAAAUUGAAAAAGAUAGUUCAUUUACUGCUAAAAAAGAACAAAAUGAAAAUAAACCUACACUUGUCGUUGUCGAUGAACAACCUCCAAAAAUUCAAAAUAUUAAUGUCGUUAAAAAAUCUCCAGUUAUUGAUGUAUUCUAUAAGGAAAUGCAUUUUGUUGUCAAUGACGUCAACAUGCCUACUGAUAAAACUGCAUGUUUCUUGUGUCAGUCGAUUUUAAAUUAUGUUCAACAAGUAGUAACUGAUCCAAAAUCUGAAGCAGAAAUCCGUACAGCAUUGGAAAAAUCCUGUUUGGUUGUACCAUCAUCAUUUGAACAACAAUGUAAACAAUUUGUCGAUCAAUAUGGCGAUGCCUUUAUUUCACUUGUAGCUCAAGAAGUUGAUCCAUCAAUAAUCUGUCCAGAAUUGAAAUUAUGUCCAGUAGCAGAUUUGUCUUUGACUUCAAACAAAAAUAGUGAAAGUUCUAAUAAUUGUCCAAUGUGUGUUAUUUUUAUGUCAGCUUUAGAAUCUGAGAUUUCUAAUAAAGAUACAGAAGAAGUGAUUAAAAAAAAAUUAGAGAAGUUGUGUACCAAACUACCAUCUAAAUGGAAAGGGGAAUGUACAGAUUUUGUUUCAUCCCAGCUGCAAAGUAUACUUGAUAUGUUAGUUGCUCAAGUUAAGCCUGAAGAAAUUUGUGUUUUAUUGGACAUUUGCAAACCAAAGACCAUCUCUGAAAGUGCGGAAAAUGAUUUAGAAACAAAUAUGAUUGCUACAGCUGGACAAAUUACUGUAGUGUUUCCUGGGUACAAUAUGGGACAAUUAUUGGCCAAUAAUUACAAAAUGUUGGAAGAGCCAAAAAUUCCGACUCCUUUUUGUGUAGUAUGCACUGUUGUAAUGAAAUAUUUGAAUAGUGAAAUUAGAGACAAAACAAAUCAAGAUGAAAUAGAACACGUUUUAGAAUCAAUAUGUAGUAUAUUACCCAAUGUAGAAGAAAAUGAAUGUCAAUCUUUUAUUGAUUCAAACUAUUUACAAAUUAUCAAAUUUAUUCAAGUUGGAACAGACCCAGGUAUUGCGUGUAUGGCGUUAAUGGUGUGUGAAGAAAACAAAAUUGAGGGUAAAAUAAACGUAGACUUAUCAAAAAAGAAUGUAAAAGAGUCUGUUGAAUUGGAUAGUUCUAAUAGUUGUGCCGCUUGUGAAGCAUUUAUCACUGUAUUUGAAGAUCGCUUAACUAAUGAUUCAGUAAGCGUUGACGACAUAGAUUUGAUUGAACUGUGCAAUGAAGUUGACAUCGCUUCUAAAGACGAGGUCAACGAUAUGCUGAAACUUGUCAAGUACAGUUGUAAAGCCAAAUUUGAUGACAACAACGAUUGGCUCAUUAGAGCUCUAAUUGAGAAGUUGCGAACCACGUGUACCAAACAGUAUAUGAAAAAAAAGGAUGUAAAAUUUCAUCCCAAGUGUAGCAUUUGCAAGGACAUAAUCCGCGAUAUCAAACAUAAAAUUGAAACCUCUCCAUUUGAAAAAGAUAUUCAGUAUAGAUUAGAAUCAUUGUGUGACGUUCUACCAAACAAGGACAAGUGUGUUGACUUUGUGGAGCAGUACUCUGAAAAAUUUCUCAAUACUUUAAUAGAUGAUAUUAAAGAACAAAAAGUGUGCGCUGAAAUUGGAUAUUGCUAA